CGCGUGCGAUCAUGGUGGUGCUGAAGGGCGUCCCCGCGCUCCUGUCCCCGGAGCUGCUUUUCGCCCUGGCGCGGAUGGGACACGGAGACUCCAUCGUUCUUGCAGACGUGAACUUCCCCACCUCCUCCAUCUGCAAGUGUGGCCCAGAGGAGAUCCGUGCUGAUGGCCUGGGCAUCCCACAGCUCCUGGAGGCCGUGCUGAAGUUGCUGCCACUGGACACCUAUGUGGAGAGCCCGGUUGCUGUCAUGGAGUUGGUGUCCAGCGACAGGGAGAGGGGCCUCCAGACCCCGGUGUGGAGGAACUACCAGUCCAUUCUCUUAGAGGCUGGCUGCUUGAGCCCCCUAGCGAAGAUAGAGAGGUUUGAGUUUUAUCAGCAGGCCAAGAAGGCUUUUGCUGUUGUAGCAACUGGGGAGACGGCCCUCUACGGAAACCUCAUCCUCAAGAAGGGGGUCCUGGCCCCCGAAGCCCUGUCCUAGGCUGGUGAAAAAUCAGGACCCCUGAGACCGACACCACCAGCAGGCCCUUCCCUGCCUGGCAACACCCAGACCUCACCCAGCCAGGGUUCUGGAACUGGCAGGUUCUUGGGGGACUGCUGACAGGCUGGGAUUCUCUCGAUCUGAAAAGUGUAAUGACAUCGCCCUGGCCGGUUUGGCUCAGCGGUUAGAGCAUCGGCCUGCGGUCCAGAGAGACCCGGGUUCGGUUC
Messenger RNA from Molossus molossus (Pallas's mastiff bat), 703 nucleotides. It is a transcript of the gene FUOM, whose product is annotated as fucose mutarotase. NCBI's taxonomy places the organism in Eukaryota, Metazoa, Chordata, Mammalia, Chiroptera, Molossidae. The transcript has 6 exons. Bases 12 to 476 code for a protein of 154 amino acids. Gene Ontology annotation, biological process: fucose metabolic process. The record is from RefSeq and is a predicted model, not a curated record. Gene Ontology annotation, molecular function: racemase and epimerase activity, acting on carbohydrates and derivatives; fucose binding.